AAUAUAUUUCCCUAACUACCUAAGCAAAGAAACAGAGACAAAAGGAACCCCAUCCCAAAAGAAAUGGCAGCCACACCCCUACUGCCCGUGAACCAAGUGAACAUACAUAUACAAAAGUGAAGAGAAUAUACAUAAACAGAUUUAUGGAUAACCAAACUCAAAGUCAAAACCAGGCAAAAGUCAAAUACCAAAACAGCAGUCAGAAUACAGAAUUUGAUAGCCACAAGGGCAAGCAACAUAAACCAAAGACUCUCCUAACACCAAAUCACACAUAACCACCUCCAACAUCCCACAUGUUCUCACUCCGUCUUCCUCUUUAAGUAUGGCCACCAAUCUGUGAGGUCAUCCUGGAGGCGGGAGAAAGGCAGGCUAGGGUAGACUGGAAAGUCUGGGAGGGAGUUUGGACCUGCACACAAAAUGUCACAGCACACAAACUUCCCAUUCUAAGAUAGCAGGUUGUAACAGGAAUGUAAUUAAAUCGAAAGAUUGGAAAAAGAGCUAGUAACCUUCAGCAUUCUGAACUGAACCGUGUUUAAUGCUGUGGGGAAAACAUUUUCAGGACGCUGCAGUUGCUGUACUUUGAUCUCUGCUGCACAAAUGCAAAUAUAUGAGAGAUGACAGUUAAAACAACAUUUCUCUCAAUGUCACUUGAGAGAACACUGUGUUUGUGUUUCAGCGUCUGGGUCAAAUUUUAGGGGAUUUUUUUUUACUUUCUCUUUUGGUUUUUAGUUUCUGUUUGGACUCUAUUCUUUAUCUUUAUCAUUCUUCAAACGAAGCUGCAGGAAGAAAGGGUAUGUCAUUAAAUAGAAGCACCUGUACUGCUAACAGCACUGUCACAGCCAUAAGUGUGGCAGUAGCCAAUCGUGUGUGAGUGACUGGAAUACAGUUUUUUGACCCAGUAUAUCGAAUACCCAGCUGGUAUUUGACCCAGAACAAUGCUGGUUCAUACACUUCUCUAUACAAGUGGCUGUUAUUCUGAAUAGUAUUUAUUCUAAACAUUAAUUUUAAACACCCUAAUGUUAAAGUCUUAAUUUGAUAUUUUAAGCGUCUAAUGUUAUUAAUUUUUCAGAUAGUAGACUUCUGAGUAUCUCAGUGUCAGUAAGCUAUUCCAAGGCUGUCUCACAUUAGUGGGAUUGUUAGUGGCUCAAAAUGUUAUGUAUAGUGGUGUUUAAAUGAAGAAGUAUGUAGACUGUACACAUGUGUCUCAGUUCUAUGUUAUUUUGUGUGGGCAGAGAAACAGAUAUAGGUCAAAGAGUAAUAACCGAAACAUAACAGGAACAAAGCAAAAUGUUAAACAGAAGAUCAGGCAGAGCAAAUCUAGCCAAGCAAUAUGAUGCCUACGUACAAUGUAGAUAAGUUCGGUCCUGUAAUUAUAAUCUUUAGAUUGCAUUACUGUAAGUUAUUCCUCUUCCUGUACCCGCAUGCCUAGCCCUUUACUUUAACAACCCCAAGUGCAGUCCGUGAUUCUUUUACAAGAAUUAUAGUACUUAAUCACAAAAGUCCCACCUUAUGUCAAUUACACUGACUUCCUAUUACAUCUCACAAAGACAGCUGAAAGGCAGCUCAUAAUGUCCCAUUCAGCAGCUGUGCUCUUGACUACAAACCUGUUACAAAUACAGGUUAUAAAUGGUGUCAUUAUAGAACCCCACAAUAUCCUAGUUUUAUUCAUUUAUUUCACAAAUUAAUAUAAAAAAUAUAUAUUCAGAUGAAGACGCAUGCUAUCUUACUUUUCACUAUUCUCUCUCUCUCUCUCUCUCUCUCUCUCACACACACACACACACACACACACACAUACAUUUCUAAUAGAACCAGGCUACUGAAAUAACCAUAAAAAUGCGUGUAAUGAACUCCAUAUUGUUGAAACUUCUGAUUUGUCAUGAGACCAUGGUCAUGCUUUAUUUCACAUGACUGCACUGGAUUUGAUUUUUUUUUUUUUUUUUCAGCAAAGCCCCACCUUUGGCACUCCCGUCUCUUUAAACUUCUCUGAACGUCUCUGAAUUAUUUGGAAUUUAUUUCAAUGUCACGGGUUAUAAAAACAUUUUGAUCGUAUACUUAUAAAUACUGUCAAUUGCUGUGCUUGCUUCGGCGCAACUGGGGAUUUCCACAGUAGGGAGGUACUUGUUUAUUAUCAGCUAGAAGCAGAAACAGAAACUACACAGAACUAUCUUAAGGUCCGUCUGCUGGAUCGGGACAUGUUUACUGCUCAACCAACUGCAUGGUCUUUAUCAAGGACUGGAAGUAACAGAUCUACACAGACGACACGGCGACUUCUGCUCACAAAUGGAAACACACACCAUGGAUCCUGGAUUUUAACUCAGCAAUUCAAAAUAAUGAGCUGCAUAAGAAGAUCUACCUAAUACUGGACAUGAUAAGUUAUUACUUUUUGGCUUGGAAUACCCAGAAGAGGACUGGGUUCAAUGGGAUAUAAGUUUGCUGUAUGUGCUAAUAGAUGAAUUGAAGAAAAAACACUUGGACAUAUGAAGUGUGGAGAAGAAACAUUUCUUAUUUUUUUUCUAUACGCCAAGAAAAACUCACCAGCACUUUAAAGAUGGUAUUCAGCUUGAAAAAUACGUAUAUUAUUGCUGCUACUUUCCUCCUGAACAUUGAACUGUGUUUUUGCGCUUGUGCCCGAGCUGAAUAUGAGAUAAAUGGAGAAUGUUGUCCCAUGUGUGCACCUGGAAGCCGUGUUUAUAGGCAUUGCACUGAAUUUGUCAGCACGACUUGUGUGCCGUGUAUCAACUCAACUUUCACCACCGAGCCCAGUGGUCUUCUAAAUUGCCUUAGCUGUGCUGUGUGUGAUACUGGGCAGGGCAUACGAGUAAAGAUAGCCUGCACACGGACUUCAGAUACAAUCUGUGAGCCCCUGGAGGGCUUUUACUGUACACAUGAUGACAAGGGCAGCUGUACACAAGCUGUGGAACAUACAAAAUGCAGCCCUGGACAAUACAUAAAGCAGAAAGGAACAGCACAUAAAGAUGCCGAAUGUGCUGGAUGUAAAAAUGGUACCUACUCUGAUGGGUCACUUGAAAUUUGCAAACAACAUACAAAGUGUGAAGAUUUGGGACUUACACAAAUAAAACCAGGAACAACAACGUCUGAUGUUGAAUGUGGAAAUAAAAUUCAAGGGGCCCUAAUAGCUGGAAUCAUAGUUUGCAUUGUUGUUGUUGUGGCUGUAACACUAGUCAUACUUCUCAAAAUUAGACACAAGAUUGGCCGAUGUGCAGCAAGGAAUGCUGAGCCAGAAACAAGACAGACAGAACUUAAAACACCCACCUCAGAGACAUCAUUUCUACCAAAAAACAGACGUUUCAUCAGCACUUUCACAAUGAUUUCCAUUUUGCAGCAUACUUUCAUUAUUGCUGCUAUUUUCUUCUUGAAUAUUGAACUGUGUUUUUGCGCUUGUGCACGAGCUGAAUAUGAGAUAAAUGGAGAAUGCUGCCCCAUGUGUUCACCUGGAAACCGUGUUUAUAGACAUUGCACUGAAUUCACCAGCACAACCUGUAUGCAGUGUGUUGGCUCGACAUUCACUGAUGAACCCAAUGGCCUUCCAAGAUGCAUUAGUUGUACAGUGUGUGAUGCUGCACAGGGAAUAGGAGUAAAAACGGCCUGCACACCGACUUCAGAUACAGUUUGUGAGCCACUGGAUGGGUUUUACUGUACUGAUGAAUACAGCGGCAGCUGCAGAUAUGCUGUGGAACACACAAAAUGCCACCCUGGACAAUACAUAAAGCAGAAAGGAACAGCAGUUAAAGAUGCUGAAUGUGCAGCAUGUGCAGAUGGCACCUACUCCAAUGGCUCCCUUCAAAUUUGUAAAGAACAUACAAAAUGUGAAGAUUUGAGACUAAAAGAAAUAACACCAGGAACAAAUUCUCUUGAUGUUGAAUGUGGAAGAAAACCUCCGGUAGCUCUAAUAGCUGGAAUCCUAACUGGAAUCCUAGCAGUGGGGGCUAUAGUUUUGGUUGUAGCUGGAGGACUAAUUUUUAAAAGAAGACAUAAGAAAGGCCCACCUAAAGCUCAUACUGCUGAGAAAAUGAGAUUUUCAAACAACAAGACAUGUGAAAGCGAUACUUCAGCAACAUUAAUGAGAGAAGAGCGAAAAUGUGCCUUUAAUCACUCUGGGCAUGUGGCUUCUCCAGUUGAAAAUGACUGCGGAAAACAAUGUUGUGACCUACAGGAGCAUGAGAUAACACACACUGGAUAUGGUAUAACGUGAAUACGUGAGUUCAGGGAAGAGGCAGAUAUACUGUUGGAAGUGAUCCUGAAUAAUGUGAUUUGAAUCCUGUGUGAUAUGAUAAAAGACAUUCAGAGUAAGUUUUCCUCAGUGAGGACAUACUGUAUAGACCAAAUGAUUUUGAUCUGUUUCAAUCACCUGACAUUUUUCUUGUAGCCGCCAUAUUUAUGGCCAUCGUUUUUGACCAUCGGCAGAAAAGCAAUGCGUCUGAGAAGUGAUGCUUUCAAAAACUGCUGAUCAUUGAUUUUGAUUCGUACCAAGCCCCACGAAAAAUAUAUACAGAUCUGAAGUCAGCACAGACAUUACCAUUGCGAAAUCUAACAAUCACAGUCAUUUGCAUUUAAUCCACAGUCCAUCUCUGUACACCAGUGAGAGUCUGAGGGCUUUAAAGUGCACCGUAUCCUGCUGGUACCUGAUACAGCUCAUGGUUUUACUAAGCGCUACUUACAAAAUGAAUAUCACUAACCAGCAGAACUGCAGCUAAAUUAAGGUGAUAGUAAAUGUAAGUAAAUAUGACAAAGUAAGAGAACUUAUUGUAGUUAGUGUCAGUUGAAUUCUCAGAACAUUGUGGCUGAUGUACCGACUAACUUUAAGUCACUGAUUUUAACAAAUUCUACAGUCACAGAAUAUCCCACAUACAACUUAACAUGAAUUGCUGUGUUUUCAGUAUUUCGCACAAUAUAAUGCAAUUUGCAUUAUGCAAGAUGCAGCAAUAUUUCUGUAUAGGGUAAUAAAAAUUGUUGUAUAGGGUAAUAAAUACUGACAUCUGCAAUAAUCACACUGAACCUCAGCUAUAGAGUGGUGCAGGGAUAAUAUCAUUUUGUCUGCCAAAACCUGGAAACGAGUUAGCAUUACAUAUGUGCAAAUCUUUGUCUUUAAAACCCCUCUUUAUUAUUUCUGUAAAGACUUCAAAUGUUACUUGGAUACUGUCUCAACCUCAAGCAAUUUCAAAGCCUUAAAUUCCUUUACAUGUAUAAUACAAUGUAUAAUAUGUAUGCAUUUUUUAUAGUGUACAAUUGAUUGUGUGUUGCAUAUAAGGGAGGGAGGGAAAUAGGAAAGUAAAUAUUUAUUGCAUAUUCAUUAUUUAUAAUUAAUAUGCAAUAAUUAGUUAUUAACAAUAAAUUAAUAUAAAUAUAAAUAAUUAAUAGCAAUAAUUAUUUAUUGCUAAUUAAAUAUUACCCCUGGCCCAAUGUUUUGUUUGUUUUGCUUUUGUUUUGUUUUAUUUCCUGGUCCUUUGUUUACUUGUUAUAUUUUUGUUGUCGUUAAUAUCUGGUGUGAGUUGUAGAUAUAUGUAUGUAUUUAUUUUUGUAUAUGCCCAAUACAUUUUUUACAUUAAAAAAAGCUACUUAAAGGGU
Messenger RNA from Ictalurus furcatus (blue catfish), 5586 nucleotides. RefSeq lists its product as uncharacterized. Gene Ontology annotation, molecular function: protein binding; transmembrane signaling receptor activity. The transcript is spliced from 16 exons. Gene Ontology annotation, cellular component: membrane; external side of plasma membrane. Gene Ontology annotation, biological process: apoptotic process; positive regulation of peptidyl-tyrosine phosphorylation; defense response to Gram-negative bacterium. Lineage: Eukaryota; Metazoa; Chordata; Actinopteri; Siluriformes; Ictaluridae. The record is from RefSeq and is a predicted model, not a curated record. The coding region runs from base 2549 to 4213 and encodes 554 amino acids.